Messenger RNA from Homarus americanus (American lobster), 633 nucleotides. RefSeq names its product creatinase-like. The record is from RefSeq and is a predicted model, not a curated record. Bases 1 to 633 code for a protein of 210 amino acids. The transcript is spliced from 5 exons. NCBI's taxonomy places the organism in Eukaryota, Metazoa, Arthropoda, Malacostraca, Decapoda, Nephropidae.
AUGGCUAUGUCCCAUGUCCGAGCGUCCUGUGACAUCGAGCGACCAGGGCACAGAUGCGACCUGUGUCCCGCCUGCAAGCAUCUUGCCAGCUCAAACAAGUCGUUUACGCAACGCAGAUGUUUGCUGAUGUCGUCUUGGGCGGUUGGGCGGAGUGUGUGGGCGGCUGGGCGGAGUUUGUGGGCAGCUAAGCAGAGUGCAGGGACCAAAGGGCCUGGUGUGUGGGCGGCAGGGUGGCCUGUGUGUGCACCAGGGAGCCGACGUGCCAGUAAUGACGUCACCAGCUUCAGGGAGACAAAGACCUUGAGGAUGUACAACGGCCAGAAGGUGUCACCGGGGUUGUUCAGCCAAAAGGAAGUUGAGGGGAGGAUCACCAGGCUGAGGCAGCACAUGGAGGGGGAGGGAUUAGCCGCCUGCCUCUUCACCUCUAUUCAUAACAUCACCUACUACACAGGAGGCUUCGUGUACUGUGCCUUCGGCAGACCAUACGGGUUGCUAGUGACCCCUGAGAAGCACGUCACCAUUUCUGCCCUCGUCGAUGGUGGCCAACCAUGGCGACGGUCACCACAUGAUAACAUCGUGUACACGGAUUGGCAGCGAAAACUACUUCAGAGCAGUGGUGGAGGAGUUGGGUGA